AUGCCGCCGCCGCCGCCGCCGCCGCCGCGCCGCCUCCCCCUCCUCUUCCUCCUACUCGCCGUCCUGCUCGGAAGCACCGCCAGCGCCCUCUCCAUCCCCGCCGCCGCCGCCGCCGAGAUAACAGUCGCCUCGCACCCGGCGGCCACCCUCCGCCUCCCGCCGGCGGAACCCCUCGCCGGGGACGGCCGGGGGCCCUUCUGCACGCGCGUCCACCUCCGCGGCCGCGCCUCCCGCUUCCGCGACCCGUCCCGCUUCUUCCACGCCCUGCGGCUCCGCGCCAACGCCUCCCGCCCCGACGCCCUCGAGCUCUGCUUCCACCGGAAUGCCACGAUUGGUCCGUGCAAGUGCGCCGCGUCGCAGUGGCACAAGGUGCCCAAGAGCGGCCUCUGGGCGCAGUCCCUCUCGCCGUACGACCGCCGGAUCCUCGACUUUCGGAUGCCCGCGGACCCUUCGAGAUCCGUUGUGGUGUCCACGGAGGAAGAGUUCUUGCUCCAUAGGGUGGUGUUCCUGGUGUUGGGGAUGGUGCUGAUGGCUCUGGCCCACACGCUUAGUCAGUCACUGGUGUUCUACUAUGGCGGGGCCAUGACGAUCGGCAUUUUCCUUGUGCUGCUGAUUAUACUCUUUCAGGGAAUGAAGCUUUUGCCUACUGGCAGAAAGAGUUCGCUUGCUAUUUUUGCAUACUCUUCAGUUGUUGGCAUGACAACAUAUUUUCUGCACUAUUUGUCGGGACUGCUGCGUGCAAUUCUUGUGGAAAUGGGAAUCGCCGAAGACAUGCAUAAUCCUCUGGGUAUAUUCCUUCUCGUUUGCGUCAUCCUAGCUGGAGCCUGGUUUGGUUUCUGGGGUGUCCGUAAACUUGUUCUAACGGAAGAAGGAUCUGUUGAUGCUGGCGUGGCGUAUUUCGUCGAGUGGGCUAUCUUGAUUGUUUCUGCUGUCUUGAUCCUCCAGAGUUCUCUGGACUAUCUCCUUGCAUUUGCAGCUUUAGUCUUUUGCAUAAUCAUCAAGACAGUUUCAAGGAUCGAAGGGAUGUCAAGAUUUAUGCGCCAUUUAUCAAGUGGACUUUCCAAGGGAAUCACACGUGGCCUCUCCCGCUAUGAAGAUUUGGGAGGGUAUUCCAACACGAAUGGAGCUCACAAAGAUGGGUUCAGCAAGCUUCAUGGUGAAUACCUGAAACAUACGCCAAGAAGAAAUUCACCUCUUUCAGGCUCACAGAAGAAAACAUCGUCACAAGUUCUUGAUAGGGACAGCUACUAUUCGACCUACCACACUACCCCAGAGAGGAGAAAGUUUACGAAAGAGGAAUACGAAGCAUUCACCAAAGAAGAGACAAGAAAAGGUAUGCAGCAGUUACUGUCCUCGCCGGAUUUCAACAGGUGGGCGCUCGCCAAUGCGGACAGGAUAUCAGUGACUCCAGCAGGAUCUGGACGAAGCAGCAGCAGAAGCCAGGAGCGACAUCGUUUCUUCGGACUGUUUUAA
Messenger RNA from Triticum turgidum subsp. durum (durum wheat), 1473 nucleotides. NCBI's taxonomy places the organism in Eukaryota, Viridiplantae, Streptophyta, Magnoliopsida, Poales, Poaceae. The record is from the annotation of a GenBank genome assembly.